UAGCGAAUUUGAUUGAUGUAGACUGGAAUUAUGUGUAUGGAAUAUUCAAAAUAGAAAUGGACUGAAGAGAACAACUGAGCUCAUUCGUUUGAAGCUGCAUUGCCGCGGUUGUGAAUGUGUUGUGAUACAUUAUACCGUGGAUAUCCGGGGAUGUCUGCCGUUCAUAUCCAUUUGUAUUAUUUCCGCAACCGUUUCAGGCGCAUGCUCAUGUAUGUCCAGCUGAGUCCAUCGGCCAUCUCAGUGGCAAUCGAUAUAUCCUUUGAUGGGUACGCAGACCAUAUGUUCAUCACUAUCGUUGUGAUGAUGAUGAUCUCCGUCGCUGGAGCAUUCAACUCUGGAACCUUGAUGUGCAGUGCGUUUGAUCCGGGUGCCCCCUCUCCUCUUGUCCAAGACUCGACUUUGUCAGGCAUAGAAAACUGGGAGUCAUCUUGGCCAGCUGCGGAUGAAUUCCUUUCUGCAAAGAGGCUAGAUCGUUAAUACCCAUCCCUCCAAUGGGCUAGAUUAUUCUUGAGCUAUAUGAAGUGCCUUUGAGAUAUUUAGUUAAAUGACAAGAAGAUUUUAAUCUUGA
Messenger RNA from Fusarium redolens, 568 nucleotides. RefSeq lists its product as uncharacterized. Bases 115 to 477 code for a protein of 120 amino acids. The record is from RefSeq and is a predicted model, not a curated record. NCBI's taxonomy places the organism in Eukaryota, Fungi, Ascomycota, Sordariomycetes, Hypocreales, Nectriaceae. The transcript has 2 exons.